Molecule: messenger RNA, 856 nt
Organism: Amoebophrya sp. A120
Lineage: Eukaryota; Dinophyceae; Syndiniales; Amoebophryaceae
Source: the annotation of a GenBank genome assembly
GAGCGGUCGUGUUCCUCAACAAGAUGCCGCGACCGGGAGGACAGGAGAACGCCUAAAGGUGCGCGAUGCAACUCAUGCGGAAAAAAGUCGCUGCGCGUUGUUCCCCCAGGCCGGUGGCGCAAAAAGUGCGGCAGAAGUGCGAAGACCGCGGCGAACCCAGCACGCUCGUGGUUCUUCAGCUUCCAGCCGUUGGGUUCGUCUGUGGCAGAAUGUCGCGCGGUUGUCGCAACCAGCGGGGCCAGAUACUAUCCGAAAGCGGUGCGGCGGAGCCUGGUCCUUCAUCUGGAAAGGUGAUGGCCCAGAACAAGAGAAAUAGCACAGCGCGCCAUUUUCCCUGUGCGCCGCCCUCGCCCUUUGGUAGGUUUAGCUGGGGCCGAAGGAUUUGCGGGGCCUGCCCCUGUGCUUUUUACGUCCCGGGGGGCCGAGUGCCGACGCCCGUCGCCGUCUCCGGGCCUUUCAUUGUCGCGCAGCCGCCCCGCCCUGGCGCUCAUGCGCGGCGCCGGAUGGGGCUGGCCCUGCCCGUGGCAUGCCAGCCUGCCGCGGCGGGUCUUUGUCGUGUUUGUGUAUUUACUGCCAAGUCCGACGCAGAAGAAUCGCAGCCCAAUCCUAUCUAGCCCAGGCGCGCCCGCCGCGGCGGCUGGACCACAGACACGCGCCCCAGCAGCACGAGCACUGCAAGGCGCGUCGGACUUGCCAUUGGCGCGGAGGCUCGGCAGGAGACGGGAGCCCGCCCGCCAGUUUCCUGCAUGGGCGCCAGGAAUUUAUUGUGCCCGCCCGGUGAUGAACAUCGGACGGUGCGUCAGCGUUAAUUGAAUAAAUGUGGCCACUUUGGUCCGAUAGUUCUUAGCUUGUGUGG